AUGGACCGACCAAAUAAGACAUUAUUAGGCCCGGCAUUCGAUAAUGGGAACUUGUUCUUGUAUGACCCGGCCAUUCAUCCAUCCAACCCUGGCAACAUUAGUAUAACGAACGUUCCUGAUCGAUCCACAUUCACCAAACUUUCAUUCGCCAUAUUGGCUUGUGCUACCAAGAUCCCAGACUUUCGAAAAUGGACGCAACUAGGCACCAUGUGUGAUCUCAAUCAAGAUAAUUACCUACAGUAUGGACACCAAACAACAGACUUCUUACACGCGGCUUUGAUGGUCCAUGAGAUUGGAAGCAGGUAUUUUGCAAGAGACCAGGACGGAGAAUUGAAUGGUGUGUGCGAGACAAUAAGUAAGAUCUUGUUCCGGGACAAUCAGAAUUUGACUUGUGAGGAAUUUGUCGAACUGUUGACGGCAGGUAGUGCAGUCUUCGAGUACGACUUGGAGGAGAGACUUGAACAGUUAGAAAAGGCUAAGUUGCAGGAAAUGGAUAGAAAGGCUAAGUUGCAGGAAACGAAUAGUGGGGCACAGUCUUCCCAAGAGCCUUCAUUCAUAGAUAAGCUCUUAUCCUCCAAGCCUCCUACCGACAGUUCAACCUCUCAAGGAACGUCUACCGAGUACCAAUACCCGGUUGAGACCGAGGAACGCCCAACUCGGGCGACGAUGAUGAAUGACGAAUGA
Messenger RNA from Tremella mesenterica DSM 1558, 684 nucleotides. RefSeq lists its product as uncharacterized. The record is from RefSeq and is a predicted model, not a curated record. The transcript has 2 exons. Lineage: Eukaryota; Fungi; Basidiomycota; Tremellomycetes; Tremellales; Tremellaceae. The coding region runs from base 1 to 684 and encodes 227 amino acids.